GUGUCACGCAUGGACUGUCAGUUCUGCUCAGAAACCCCCCGAGCGGCGGACUUUACGCGCACCAAAGCUCUGCGCCCUGACUGACUUCUGAGAGUUUCCACCUCCCCUCCGUCUACAGCAGACCCUCACCUUGUCAGCCGCCUCAUUUCUGCCCCCCUCCCGCUGCACCUGUCCCGCUGACCCCGCGGCUCCUCUGGAUCCUCAUCGCGGAGUCGGGAUUUGGAUCAGCCAGCUGCGCAGGGGAGCUCCCCCGCGAAACGCGCCAUGGAAAACGGGAGAAUCGCAGCUGCUUAGGUCUUUUUAUAUUCUUCAAGGUUGUUUUGAUUCAAGAAAAGACUUUCAAAGGACACAUUAUAUUUUUCAUUAAUAGGAAAGUUUUGUUAAAUAAACCGGAAUAAAAACAGUCAUCAAGAAACUUUUAACUGGGAUUUUUGUGGAGCUGGCAAAGAUGUUCUGGUUCGACUGCAUCAAGAUGGGCAUUGUCAUCCUCUGCUGUUCGCCUUUCACAACUGGACAUGUGGGAAGAAGACCGAAGAUUCAAGGUCCAGAUGAGCAGGUUCUACAUAAGGACCAAACACUGACUCUCACAUGCAGAGGUCAUGGCGCCUUGAACUGGACUCUUGCCCAACGAUUGCUGUCAUCAGACGGGGUUAAGGUGGAGCGGUGCUACUCCAAGCAUCACUCCCACUGCAGCAAGCUGACAGUCACACAGUUGACAGUCAGUGACACCGGGCGGUACACCUGCAGAUCCUCAAAAGCAGGUGCAGAGGACGCCACAUACGUUUUUGUCAAAGAUCCCGAUCAACCAUUUGUGGAGAAAAACUACACCACCUCCGUUCUGUUCAGCUACAGGCACGAGAGCAGCCUUGUGAUCCCCUGCCGCACCACCUCGCCGAACACUUCUGUAACACUCACAGCGACCCCCAAGUUAUCAAAGGAGGUAGUCGAAAAAAUGGAGUGGGACCCAAAGGUGGGGUUCAAGAUCCCCUAUGGUCCCUUCAUGACGUAUUCACUGCUCACCUGUGACUCUGUCAUCAGAGGACGCCACUUUAACCUAAUUUACAUCCCAAGGAGGCUGAGCUCUAGUCUAAGAAAUGCAAAGAUUACUCCAGAUCGGGUUAAAGUGUUGAUUGGGGACACCCUCAUCCUCAACUGUAGUGCGGAAACCUCUUCUAAUGGAGUGAUUGACUUCUCCUGGGAUUUCCCACGCAGGAAUAAAAACCACCAAACACAUCCUUCUCGGGCCCUCUCUGGUGACCUCAAGGUUAUGACCAAAACUUUGAGGCUUGAAAAUGUCACCUUGGAAGACAGAGGAGUGUAUCGCUGCAAAGCUGAGCUUGAGCCCAGCAAACACUUGAAUGCAUCUGCUAGAGUCUAUGUCUUUGAGCAUCCGUUCCUUAACGUCUCCUACAAGCACGAGCGCCCUGGUAUAGUGGUAGUGAAUGAAGGCAGGAAGAGGAUUGUCCUUGAGCCCAAGGUCAACGCCGUGCCCCAGCCAGAUGUGACGUUAUGGUAUAAAGAUGGGGUCCUCAUCCAGAAGAAUUCCACGUGUUACAAGAUGUCAGGUUAUAGCUUGGCGAUCAACGAUGUGCAGCAGAAGCACGCUGGCAUCUUCACUAUAACUGUGGGCACCAAACUGAAGGACCUGUACAGGAACCUCAGCUACACUCUGGUGGUUGAAGUGAAGCCGACUAUUUCAGAGGCAGAACUCACCACCAUGAACGUGCAACCCUACAAGUCUGGAAAGCAGCACAAGUUGACCUGCACUUCCCAUGCACACCCACUGCCAAAGAUCACAUGGCAAUGGCAGCCUUGUCAUGAAGACCCAACGCUCAAAUAUUGCUUGGCUUACACAGAGCCAAUCGUGGUCAACACGGAUGAACAAAGAAACUUUUCCAGAAAUUGGAUCAAAAGCAUAAAUGUUAUGGUUGAAGAGGUGGAAGGUAAAAACAAGACGGUGAGCACACUGGUGAUCGGAGAUGCCCGCGUGUCAGGGAACUACUCCUGCGUGGCUCAGAAUGAAGACGGCAUGAGCACCAUGAUGAUGCCUUUCUUCGUUGGCGAUCACCAGGAAGUCACUGUGGAACCACAGACGGCCAUAGAGGGUGACGACGUCAUUCUGACCUGUUGGGCAACCCGUUACCUUUACACUGACCUGCAGUGGCUGGAUUCCAGGGAUCAAGUGAUCACCUCAGAUGUUUCCAGCCUCCAGCUGAGCCGCUACUCCAUUUCGCUUUCUCUCCAUCUGCACAACGUGUCCCAAAACAGCACAGCGGGUUUCAAGUGCCAAGCCUACAACCUCUACAAGAGGGUGGACAUCAAGACAGCCAGGCUCAUCGUGGAAGAGAGAAAGCGGCCAUGGCUCAGUCAAAAUCUGACAAAUCAAGAUGUGAACAGCAGCAGCACCCUGGUUAUGGCGUGCUACGCUUUGGGAGUUCCUCGUCCGCACAUUCUGUGGUACAAGAAUGGCAUACCUGUGGAAGAGAGUCCGGGUAUCACCCUGGAAAAAGACGGCACUUUGGUCAUCGAGCGGGUGAAGAAGGAAGAUGAGGGGCUCUACGAGUGUGUAGCCCAAAACGUUGAGGGCUUCGCCAAAACAAGCGCCGUGGUCACAGUGCUCGGGGAAGACGGAAAGCCAAACAUUGAAGUCAUCAUUUUGGUGUGUACUGGAGCUGCUGCCACGUUCCUCUGGCUCAUGCUGAUCCUCUUCAUUCGAAAGCUAAGGAAGCAACCAGCGCACUACAAGAUGGGUCCAUCCAUCAUCAUUGAUCCUGACGAGUAUCCCCUAGACGAGCAGGACGACCUUCUCCAGUACGACAGCAGCAAGUGGGAGUUUCCCCGGGAUCGCCUCCGACUAGGGAAAACUCUUGGCCACGGAGCUUUUGGAAAGGUGGUUGAGGCCUCAGCGUUUGGAAUCGACAAGCUCUCAACCUGCAAGACCGUCGCGGUUAAAAUGCUCAAAGGAGGUGCCACAUCAAACGAGCGAAAGGCUCUGAUGUCAGAGCUAAAGAUCCUGAUCCACAUUGGUCAUCAUCUCAAUGUGGUCAACCUGCUGGGAGCCUGCACCAAGCCUGGAGGGCCACUGAUGAUGAUUGUGGAGUUCUGCAAAUAUGGCAACUUGUCCAACUAUUUAAGAAGCAAGAGGGAUGAUUUUCUUGUCUACAAGAGCCCGGACGGUAAAGUGGUGUCAGCAGGGUCAGGCUGCGAGCUGAGCGAGCUGAUGAAGCGCCGCCUGGAGAGCGUGGCCAGCACCGGAAGUUCAGCCAGCUCUGGCUUCAUCGAAGAUAAGAGCUACUGCGACUCGGAGGAAGAGGAAGAAGAUUCUGAAGAUUUAUACAAAAGAGUCCUGACGCUAGAGGAUUUAAUUUGCUACAGCUUCCAAGUUGCAAAAGGCAUGGAGUUUCUGGCUUCACGCAAGUGCAUUCAUCGUGAUUUGGCUGCAAGAAAUAUUCUGCUGUCUGAGAACAAUGUGGUGAAGAUCUGUGAUUUUGGACUCGCAAGGGACAUCUACAAAGACCCGGAUUACGUUCGCAAAGGAGAUGCUCGACUGCCUCUCAAGUGGAUGGCUCCUGAGGCCAUUUUUGACAAGAUUUACACAACCCAGAGUGACGUUUGGUCCUUCGGUGUUCUCAUGUGGGAAAUUUUCUCUUUGGGUGCCUCCCCGUAUCCCGGCGUCCAGAUUGAUGAGGAGUUUUGCUGCAGGCUGAAGGAAGGGACCAGGAUGAGGGCGCCAGACUAUGCUUCCUCUGAAAUAUACCAGACCAUGCUGGAUUGUUGGCAGGGUGAGCCGAAGGAGCGACCAACCUUCACUGAGCUGGUGGAAAGGCUCGGGGACCUGCUUCAGGCCAGCGUGCAACAGGACGGCAAACACUACAUACCCAUCAACACAGCCUUACUGGUGAAGGUGGGAGAACAGACCGCCUCGGUGCCGGCAGAGGAGACGACCACACGGCCCAUCUCCCUCCGCAACUCAGGGGGCACAUGGAACAUCAAGAUUCGUCCUGCGAGUGUAAAAACCUUUGAUGAGGUCACCAUGGAGAACGUGAAAAAUGAAAAGCAUGAAGGUCAGUCAGACAGUGGGAUGGGCCUUUCGUCGGACAGCAUGAAGACUCUUAUGCGCUUUGAGUCGUUGGCAGGGCGACCUCUGAGCAUCAUGGCUCUGGCGAAGAAGGCAGUGAGUAAGAGCAAGGAGUCGGUGCUGAGCGACGCAGAGAAGGAGAGCUUCCUGCCCACAGUUCCUCCGUUAGACUUCACUCUGGAUGACUCGGCUCUGGACGCCAGCCUGGAGUGUCACAGCCCGCCGCCCGACUACAACUAUGUGGUGCGCUACUCCACCCCUCCUGUGUAGCACCCCAGUGAAAGGCCUCGGCUUUGUUCUGCUCUGCUUUGACUCUUUGACGAAGAUUGGGAGGAAAAUCUCUUGUACUGUUUAGAAAUGAUCAACUUCACGUCAUUCGACGUCCAGAACUGUGGACUGUUGAUGCGGUUUGGAGGCGUUAGUGCUGCUGGUCCAUUCCACUCUCACUGUGAUGUGUCGAACAGCUGAAAGCAGGCUCAGGUAUUAUUUUGAUCUACUGUGAAACAAUCACAUUCAUUUCACCACAGCUCUGAAAAUGACGAUUCAGGACAGGUCAAGUAAAACAGUGUUAUUUGAAAAAAACAAUUGGAGAUUGUGAACACGUCUGUCUGUUAAAUAAGAAACUGUUACAUUUUACACCAUAAUUGAAUUUCUCAAAACAAAAGGAGAACUCAAACUCCACUCAACACACUCAGGAUGAUCCGGAGUGGCAGAGAGCUUUACUCCGGGUGUGUUUUUAAGCUCCCUCUGACUUUGGGAAAAUGACAGGUUAUUGGGGGAAACAGAGUUCAGCUUUAAUCAUGCAGCUCAACCGUGAAAGUGUUGGAAUUAGUCACUGCAGGUGCACACUCAUCUCCCUUCCAGAAACGCUGUGUUUAGCAUGUUUGGGCCAAACCUAAAGGGAAGUUUUGUAUAUUCUGUACACAUGUAGUUAGGAGCAUGGAUAAAUGAAGGAAAAUGUCGCAGAAACACUUUAAGCACUACCGAGAUGAAUUAUUUGUAUCCACUGUCACUUAGUCAUGCAGUUUAGCUCAUUGUAGUAACAUGUGUAACCAACUUUCUUGUCACCCCCCCAUUGUUUUAUCGCAUUUAUGCUGCUGUGUUGAAACUGUGCUCAUCUCCAUCCUUUGGUUUGUGGUGUUUCCACAGCAUUUCAUUGUACAGGAGCCUUGCUCUCACUUAAGCUUGUAUUCUGGAUUGCAGAUACUUUAUGUUUUACUAGAAAAACAGUAUUUGUGUCAUCGAGUUAACUCCAAGUGUGUUUUAUUUUGAAGGACAUGACUAUGCACUGAUACUUUGAGUAUAACUCUGUAAUUGUGUUUUAACAUAUUUUAUUGUGAUACAGUUUUAAGGGUCAAAUGUCUCAAACGUGUUCUUGUUCAUAUUUAACUUUCAUUUAUAUAUUAGGAAAAUAACAUUUGCCGUAUUUGUUGCGUUGUAACACAAUCAUGCUUUUGUCUUAUUUUUGUUUCUAAUUCUGCCCACACUUUAAAGCUAACAGUGUUUUUUUAUUUUUUUCUGACUGUACAAAGGAGUUUGUUUUUGAUAUUUUCCCAUCAUUUACAGGAACUAAUUGUGUUUUUCUGCAGCUUAAAUUUAUGAGUUUUAAUAAGAUCAUCCCCAACACUGUUGUAACUGAUUCUAUGAAGUAAAUACAUGAAUAAAGAUCUAUAUAUUUAUGCA
This is a messenger RNA of Oryzias melastigma (Indian medaka), 5761 nucleotides long. RefSeq names its product kinase insert domain receptor like (gene kdrl). Gene Ontology annotation, biological process: multicellular organism development; positive regulation of kinase activity; protein phosphorylation. The record is from RefSeq and is a predicted model, not a curated record. The coding region runs from base 449 to 4348 and encodes 1299 amino acids. Gene Ontology annotation, cellular component: signaling receptor complex. Gene Ontology annotation, molecular function: transmembrane receptor protein tyrosine kinase activity; ATP binding. Lineage: Eukaryota; Metazoa; Chordata; Actinopteri; Beloniformes; Adrianichthyidae. The transcript has 30 exons.